GCGUGUGCAGGCUGACGCAGCUCGCGGGCCCACCUCCUGCUCUGCAGCGGCGUCGGCGGAGUUUUGGGCGUUUGGGAGGGGGCGAGGGAGCGAGAGUCGAGAGAGGGAGGCGGCGGCGGCGGCGGCGAGGAGGAGGAGGAGGAGCAGGCGCCGCCAUGGCCGCCGCUAUCACCGACAUGGCCGACCUGGAGGAGCUCUCCCGCCUGAGCCCUCUGCCCCCCGGCAGCCCGGGCCCGGCGGCGCGGGGCCGGACUGAGCCCCUGGAGGAGGAGGAGGAAGAGGAGGAGGAGGAGGAGGAAGAGGAGGCGGAGGCCGAGACGGUGGCGGCGCUGCUGCUGAGCGGCGGCGGUGGGGGCGGCGGGGGCGGCGGCGGAGUGGAGGGCGGCGAGGCGGAGACGAUGUCGGAGCCGAGCCCGGAGAGCGCCAGCCAGGCCGGGGAGGACGAGGACGAGGAGGAGGACGACGAGGAGGAGGAGGACGAGAGCAGCAGCAGCGGCGGGGGCGAGGAGGAGAGCAGCGCCGAGAGCCUGGUGGGCAGCAGCGGCGGGAGCAGCAGCGACGAGACGCGCUCGCUGAGCCCCGGCGCCGCCAGCAGCAGCAGCGGGGAUGGGGACGGCAAGGAGGGCCUGGAGGAGCCCAAGGGACCGCGGGGCAGCCAGGGCGGCGGCGGGGGCGGCAGCAGUAGCAGCAGCGUCGUCUCCAGCGGCGGCGACGAGGGCUACGGGACCGGGGGAGGCGGAAGCAGCGCGACCUCCGGGGGCCGGCGAGGCAGCUUGGAGAUGUCGUCGGAUGGGGAACCCCUGAGCCGCAUGGACUCCGAGGACAGCAUAAGCAGUACUAUAAUGGAUGUAGACAGCACAAUUUCCAGUGGGCGUUCAACUCCAGCAAUGAUGAAUGGACAAGGAAGCACUACUUCUUCAAGCAAAAAUAUUGCCUAUAAUUGUUGUUGGGACCAGUGCCAGGCUUGCUUCAACUCUAGCCCAGAUCUGGCAGAUCACAUCCGUUCCAUACAUGUAGAUGGUCAGCGAGGAGGGGUAUUUGUUUGUUUAUGGAAAGGUUGCAAAGUAUAUAACACUCCAUCAACCAGUCAAAGUUGGUUACAGAGGCAUAUGCUGACACACAGUGGAGAUAAACCUUUCAAGUGUGUUGUUGGUGGCUGCAAUGCCAGCUUUGCUUCUCAGGGAGGGCUAGCUCGCCAUGUACCCACACACUUCAGUCAGCAGAACUCCUCAAAAGUUUCUAGCCAGCCAAAGGCCAAAGAAGAAUCUCCUUCUAAAGCUGGAAUGAACAAAAGGAGAAAAUUAAAGAACAAAAGACGACGCUCAUUACCACGACCACAUGAUUUCUUCGAUGCACAAACACUGGAUGCGAUAAGACAUCGAGCCAUAUGCUUUAACCUCUCAGCUCAUAUAGAAAGUUUAGGGAAGGGACACAGUGUUGUUUUUCAUAGUACUGUAAUAGCUAAGAGAAAAGAGGAUUCUGGAAAGAUAAAACUUUUGCUUCAUUGGAUGCCUGAAGACAUUCUGCCUGAUGUGUGGGUGAAUGAAAGUGAAAGACAUCAGUUAAAAACUAAAGUAGUUCAUUUAUCAAAGCUACCCAAAGAUACUGCCUUGCUUUUGGACCCAAACAUAUACAGAACAAUGCCGCAGAAGAGGUUGAAGAGAACUCUGAUAAGAAAAGUGUUCAAUUUGUAUUUAAGCAAACAGUGAACGACAUUUGCAAUCAACUAAAAAUUCGUCUAUCGAAUUAGGUCUGAAAAUUACUGUUAAAGAGUGUUGCAGUAUGUCUGGUGGCUCCCUUUUCAGGACUAGGGCUUUCUCAUGGAGUACAGUAUGUUAAUAUUUACCUAUAUAACUAAUCUGUUAACGGUUUUUGAAAAACCUCUCUUUAAAAUUAUUUGAAUAAUCCUCAUAUUUUCAUUUAACCUAUAUGACUCUAAUUUUUUUCUGAGGAAAGCAUUUGGUUUUUGAGUUGUUCUUUCUUAAUGUAAGAAAAACUGUAUUUUUUUUAAAAGUUAUCUUCAAACUAAAUCCUUUAUGCACCAAAGUUGGUUUUGAAAAGGAAAAUAAAAUCACUUUCUUGCUCGGUAAGCAAGAAGCCAUAUUGAUUUUUUUUUAACUUACAGAAAUGGAAAUAUGUGUAACUUGUUAGUAUUGUAUUAAACAAAUGUUGCAUAGAGAUAAUAGAACAUUGCUUGUAAAUAAUUCAGCAGAUUUGUAAUAUAUUUUUAUAUUUUCAAAUGUACUGUAGAUGUUUUUCUAGAGGCAUGAAAGUUAAAUGUAUAUAUUAUGGUAGAAAUAAUAUUGAAGGAUAUUGUAAUUCACUAGUGCUGCCAGAGGAAUUGUUAAUAAAGCACCUUCUUUAACAAUAAAUGUCUUUUGCAGACUUAAGGGACUAUGUACUACUGUUAUUAUCUAUAAGAACAAAACACAUUGAACAUCCUUCCAGAAAGUCUUUGAGGGAGGACCUAUACCCAUAAUAGAACUAUGGCACUCAUUUCUGACAGUGACCGGGAAAUCAAUUAUUUCCUUACUGUUGGAAGGACAUAUUGUAAAGUAUGUGGUUAUAUGCAGUCAAACUGCAGAAAAUGCUCCUGAUUGAGGAGUUUUCACUUCACUACAGUGAUAUAAAAACCAGCAGUUUUUACACUAAAUUUUUUAAAGAAAGAAUAGACAAAAAUAUAGAAUUAAAUAAGCCUUUGGUUCCAAAAUGAGAAAGAUUCCAUGGUACAUAAAUCAUUUCUCAUUUGCUUUAAAAAAUUAAAAAAUAAUAAAAACUAUGGGAGUCUUUAUUCAUUAACAGUGGGGGUAAAGAGCUAUAUACAUGAAAUGAGUCAUAUAAAACUAAAUGAAGUGCAAAUAAAAGCACUGCUACUAUAAGACAUUCUGGAAUGGUUGUUUAAUAAGGGUAUUAUCCAUACGAUCUGUAGCAAAUGUGAUUUUAUUUUUAAAAAGAAAAGAAAAGCAGUGUGUUUUCUUACUUUUUUUGUUUUCUUUUGCUUAAGCACUUCAUCAAUUGCUUUAUUCUGUAUCUUGCGAAGUAAUCUGCAAUCUUCUUUGUUCUUUUCAAAUUUUGAUUUGUUAUA
Messenger RNA from Cynocephalus volans (Philippine flying lemur), 3085 nucleotides. It is a transcript of the gene AEBP2, whose product is annotated as AE binding protein 2. Gene Ontology annotation, biological process: regulation of transcription by RNA polymerase II. The record is from RefSeq and is a predicted model, not a curated record. Bases 156 to 1709 code for a protein of 517 amino acids. Lineage: Eukaryota; Metazoa; Chordata; Mammalia; Dermoptera; Cynocephalidae. Gene Ontology annotation, cellular component: ESC/E(Z) complex. The transcript has 9 exons.